Messenger RNA from Closterium sp. Naga37s-1, 2823 nucleotides. NCBI's taxonomy places the organism in Eukaryota, Viridiplantae, Streptophyta, Zygnematophyceae, Desmidiales, Closteriaceae. The record is from the annotation of a GenBank genome assembly.
AUGACGGGUGUUCUCGUAGAGAGUAGAGCGCUGAAAGCGCGGCAGCAGACGUACCAACAAACUCCGGAGGAGACCGUUCCUCCCCCUUCCUUUUCCUCCAUUCCCUCCCCUCCGUUCUCCUUCCUCCCUUCACUCCUCCCCUCCUUUCCCCAUUCUGCUUCCCCUUUCACCCCUCCCGCUGCCCCCUCUUCUUCCUCCCCAGGCCACGACGAAAUGUUAUUUCUGGUGCACGAGGGGCGCACAGACGAGACUUUCUGCCACUACGAGCUGAUCUUCCUGGUGCACGAGGGGCGCACGGAUGAAACUCCCGCUAUCGUAGAGAAGAUCACAGAGAUGGUGAAGGAUGCUCGAGGCACAGUAUGGAGAGUGAACGACUGGGGCAUGAGGCGGCUGGCAUACCGCAUUCAGAAGACAUGGCAGGCGCAGUACAUUCUCAUGAACAUCGAGAUGGUGAAGGAUGCUCGAGGCACGGUGUGGAGGGUGAACGACUGGGGCAUGAGGCGGCUGGCAUACCGCAUUCAGAAGACAUGGCAGGCGCAGUACAUUCUCAUGAACAUCGAGGUGCCAUCAGAUAAGAUUGCGGCGAUUGAGAAGGUGCUGCUGCAGGAUGAGAGGGUGAUUCGGCACCUUGUGUCGAAGCAGGACAAGGCGGAGAGGAAAAAUUACCCCGCUCCGGUGAUGUACAAUGCGGUUGGGAGCGGUGGGGAUGAGUCGGAUGAUGAUGAGGAUGAGGAGGAUGAGGAUGAGGAUGAGGAUGAGGAUGAGGAUGAGGAUGAGGAUGAGGAGGAUUGGGAGGAUGAGGAUGAGGAGGACGAGGAGGAGGAAGGGGGGGAGGAGAGUGAGGGAAAAAAGUUACCAGCGGAGGUGACAAGUCAAGCUGCAGAGCUCUUAAGAUCGACGCAUGAGGAUUUCAGAUCCGAAGUGUCGCACAUGCGAGCCAAGAUGGACGAGAUGCAUCUGCAGCACAGAAGCCUGUCGCUGGAGCUCUCGGAGAUUCGGGACUUGAAUGCCAAGAGCCAAGCAGAAGUUCGGAGAGUUUCAGAUCAUCUCGAGGAUACCCUCAUGCAGCUGGAAUCAACGAGGCGGAAACUCGUCGCGGCGAAGCAGUCAGCUUCCUCGUCUGGGCCCUGCGCGUUUCCCGCGUCGCCGUCGCUUGUGAAGUCGGAUUCGAGAGACGGGGGGCAGGACAGCAGGAUCGCGUCUGGGGAGGCCCGUGAGCUUGAAGCCGCACUUGAGGAAGCGAAGAAGCUUUCCGCUCAACGCUUGACUGAGAUUGAGGACAAGCAACAGACGAUACUGGAACUGAAUCAGAAGCUACGAGAGUACCAGUCAGCGUCGGAGGACGAGCAGCGCAUCAAGUCGUCACGGCCCUACUCGAUUCUGGCAGAGCAGCUCAUCGCAGCCCGAGCGGAAGCUGAGAGGAACCGGUUGAUUCUAGAGCAGCUGCAAAGGGAGAGGGACGCGAGCAGUCUGCGCGAGAAGGACAUGGCGUUCCGCGCGGAGGCGGGCGACGCGGCGAGGAGGGCGUGCCAGCUGGCGGAGGCGAGGGUGGAGGAGCUGGAGAAGAAGCUGGAGCUCGCGUGCAGGGAGCGCGACGUGCUGCAGCAGCGGUUGGAGGAGGCACACUCGUCUCUUGGGAGGAAGGAGACGGUUGCGGAGUUGAAGGUGAUGAUAGCGACGUUGCACAAGGAGAUGAGCAUGAUGCAGGCGCAGCUGACAAAACAUAAAGACGCCUCACAACAGCUCAUCACGCUGCGCGCCGAUAACGAGACCCUCAAGUCCGUUCUCAGUAGAAAGGCAAAAGAGAUAGAGCAACUAGGAAAACGAAUUCUGUCGCAAGCAUCAGAGCAGAAGGCGUUGAAGGCAGAGGUGGCGCAAUUGAAGAGCUCCGAGUGCGAGCUGCAGAUGUUCAUGGAGAUGUUCGAGCGCGAGUCCACCGAUACCAGGGACAUGAAGGAAGUGAAAUCAGCGGAGGUGCGUGCGUUGGCGCAGGUGGCGCAGCUGCGCGCGGAGCUGGACGAGCACGGGCUGGCAUUGAGAGUGAAGGCCGCGAACGAGGCGGAGGCCGCUUGCCAGCAGCGGCUGGUGGCAGCAGAGGCGGAGAUCAGCCAACUGCGGCAACAGCUGGACGAGACGGAGAAGAGAAUAGUGGAGCUUCAAGAGACGGUGAAGGCCAAGGAGGAGGAGGGAGAAGCGUACAUAACCGAGAUAGAGACAAUAGGAGCGGCUUACGAGGAGAUGCAGUCGCAGAACCGGCGGCUGCUGCAGCAGAUAUCGGAGCGGGACGAGUACAACACACAGCUCAUCGCGGAGGGCGUCAAGGCCCGCCAGCUGCAGGCGUCGCUGCAGGCGGAGAAGCAGAGCAUGGAGACGCGCAUGCAGCACGCUACUGCUGCCGCGGACGUGCACAAGCAGCGGGUGGUGCGGUUGGAGGAGCAGGUGAAGGCGGCGUGGGAGCAGCUGGGGAAGGCUGUGGAGGAUGCGAGGGGCAUGGCGGGCAGUGUGGAGGCGGGCAAGAGGAAGCAGGCGGAGAUGGAAAGGGAGACAGCGGCUGCUAGAGAGGCGAUGGAGGGGCUUCAGAAGGACCUGGCGGCGCGGAGCACACACAUGGUGGAGGUGGAGGAGAAACUGGAGGGCGAAAGGAACAAGCGGAGGCGAGUGGAGGAGGAGAGGGACGCGCUGUCAGCGCGGUUGGCGAGGCUGGGGCAGUCGAUGGAGCGGGGCGGGGGGUCGGGGGGGCCAUCGGUGGAGCAGUUGCAGGAGGAGCUGCGGCAAUACAAGUCGAUCAUGAAAUGUUCCGUGUGCCACGACAGACAGAAAGAG